UUACAGUAUGGUACCUUUGUUAGUUGUUUGUGAUUUCAAGGUAAUAAAAUAAUUAUAUCCAUAGCUUUUCUUAAGGUCAGUAAAUUCUUCUCGAUCAGCAUAUGCCUGUAUCUUCUUUUCAUCUAUGUUCUUUCAACACUAUUCCUGGAGAAUUUCACCUGAACUGUGUCUAAAUGAAAACAGUGCACGACUCAAGUGUAAAUUAACAAUAAAGGCAGUCCUACCUGUGUUUAGGUGCUCAAAUAGCCUAGAAAAGACUGUAGAAAAAUGCAACAUUUACACAGACUUUAAAGACUGCCAUAUUGUUUUUCAACUUUUCUGCAAACAUGGCAUUGUGAAAACUCAUAACUUAUCUUUUCAAGAAUGUGAACCUUUGCAGGCUAUGUUUGCUAAGCAUCUGUGCCCCAACGUAUUGAAGAUACAUUCAAGGCAGCUGUCUGACAUACUGAUUCAUUUUCCAACCAAUCAAGAUGAAGUCACUUUAUCUGUAACACCACUGAAAGCUUGUUUCAAGACUUAUGUUGAGGAUGAAAUGGAUUUUGCAAAGGAAAUGCAUACUAAGAUACAUCUUGAGCCAGAAGAAUUUGAGUAUUUUCAAGUUGGAGUAGACUCUGAAGUCACAUUUUGCCUUAAAGAGCUACGGGGACUGCUGGCUUUUGCAGACACCCUCAGCGCUUCAAUCUCUGUUCAUCUUGAUGUUUCUGGAAAGCCAGUUGCUUUCAGCAUUGAGGACAUGAUGGUCAAAGCCAGCUUUGUUUUAGCCACUUUGGCAGAUAUUGAAAACAAGGAAUCUUAUCAUAAUUCUCCACAUCUUUCACAAGGCCAGAAAAGGAAUCCUGCGUUACAUGGGAGCAACAGGGACAUCCUUGUCUUAUCUGCAAACAUGGCAGACCCAGAGGCUGCCAGAAGUACCGCAGAGGAUGCUACAGCAAUGGAAGAAACUAUACCAACUCAUCCUGAUUACAGUAAGUUUCAUUCUUUGUUCUUUGGAGCAGUUUCGUCCAAGGAACAAGGCACCGCUCACACAUUCCAGUCUUUGGCAACAGCAAGUGACACCGAAGAGGAUUUUGGCAACGGACAAAUUUCCCAAACAUUUUAGCAGUACAACGUAUCUAUUGGUCUGCUAAUACUGAUGAAUCAUUAAAUAAUAUUCAAAUGCCAACAUAGAGCCAUGCUGAAAUCCUCUUAGUAUUAGGUUUGUUAAAAACAUUGGCUCCCAGUGUUAGGAGUGUUACUAGAAGCUUCUGGACUAUGUAUUACUUCUUACUGUAAAGCCAGUAAUUUCAGUCAGAUUAUAUGUUUUCCCAUGUUUGCUUUAACACGGACGUUUAACAUUAACAUUUCACCACUGGAGAACUUCAAAGGGGCAGACGUAACUCAGUUCCUCCUCCUCCACUCCUUAAUUGAAAGACGAGAUUCACGCAAACCGUUCAAGUGUUGCUGUUGGUUCUUUUAAUCCUGCAGUCAUGACAGCAUGCAGUUUGCAGUGUGAGGGCAGCAAGAUUGGAGUGGGCUGGAAGCCUCCCCCCUCCUUUCAGAGGUGCCCCCAGUGUCUUCCAGCAGAGAAUACAUUUGGCUGUUUCAGCCCUGGAAACAGGCAGUUGCCCAGAGCAACCUAACAAAGAACCACUAGGCACACACUGCUCUGCUUUCCUUUAAGAUGUACUUCCCUUCAACCCCACAGGGAAAGAGAAUAGCUACUUGUAACCCCAAUUGUGGUGAAAUGGACGAAUUGGCUAGUACAGAGGCAGGAAAGCUUGUAGGUUUGGUAUAGUUGUGGUUCACUGUAUGUUAGGACUAAGGCCUGUUUAAGCUUGGCACUACACGCAUCCUGUAAUAACAGUCAGCAUUUCCCCUUCUUCAGUAUGAGCCCUCAUUAUACAAAUCUUUAUUUGUUUUUAUGUGUCAGCAUCUCCCCUUCAUUCCAAGGAUCCUCUUGAUCCACCCAGAACUUCUCUUGCACAGUCCUGAAAAGACUGGCAGUCUCUGCUCCUUUGCAAUCCCCUUUCAUCUUGAUGCAGAGAAGUUCCUGAACAUUAAUGAACAGACUUCAGCAGCUGGAAAGGCUGUUACUACAUUGAUCAACAUUUUAUUCAUGUCUGAAAGGACACUGCAGUUUAUACUUCUGCUGAAUUUGAAAGAACUUGUCCCACAAGGUCUUCAAAACCUUCCUUUUGUGUGUGGAUAUAUGGAGUAGAAGAUGCAGGUGUUACACGUGGUGCCCACUUCAGAAGUUUGUAAUUGGGAUAUUGUUGAAAGCUUUUA
Sphaerodactylus townsendi is the source of this 2265-nucleotide messenger RNA. RefSeq names its product RAD9 checkpoint clamp component B (gene RAD9B). The record is from RefSeq and is a predicted model, not a curated record. The transcript is spliced from 9 exons. Gene Ontology annotation, cellular component: checkpoint clamp complex. Lineage: Eukaryota; Metazoa; Chordata; Lepidosauria; Squamata; Sphaerodactylidae. Gene Ontology annotation, biological process: DNA replication checkpoint signaling; cellular response to ionizing radiation; DNA repair. Bases 125 to 1099 code for a protein of 324 amino acids.